UUCGGAAAAUACGUCGCGACGCUUGCAUGGAUUUUCGUCGUCGGUAGCGUCCGGCGAAAAGCGUUUUCAGCUCUCUAUACUUUUUUGUAUACAGGAAAAAGGCGCGAUCAUAAUAAUUUUUUUAUUUGUGAUUUUUUUAAAGAAAAAUUAAAAGAGUGGCUUUUUGAAACUUUUUUUGAAAAGUUUUGACUUGUGCUUUCUUCAACAGGAAAAUUAUACAAAAUUGAAAUUUACGAAGUGAAUAGUUGGGGGCACAUGAGCUCGAGCCCCGGAGCAGUUCAGCCCGCCCUCCAUUGGGGAAAUGCGUGAGCUAGACUGCCAACUGAGGAAGUAUUUCCAGAGAGAGAGCUCUUACAUUCAUGUGCACCCUCUGCCUCACUUUGACGAGCUGGAGAAGAGGAUUCCUCUCGCAGCGCAGACGCCCUACUGCGCAGAACUGGAGGAGCUGCAGGAAUUGCUCCACUUCCCCGAAGAAGUUGCUCUACGAUUGGCCGACACCGAAUACCAACUCUUUUAUCAGGUACCGCCUAUCGACUAUCUACGACAGGUGACAACAGAUUUAGGAGGUACCACCGGUACGUCUGAUCCGCCAAUAUCGGGCAACGCGGCAUCAUCGUCUAAAUCGUCAGUCGGUACGCUCAUAAAGCGAUUUAACGAGGUUAGCGCUUGGAUAACUCAACUAAUAAUCUCUCAGCCAACUCACGAUGCCAGACGAGCUGUGGUAUCCUGCGUGCUACGAGUGGCCUUGUCCUCGUGGAACAUCGGAAAUUUCAAUGGAGCAAUGGAAAUUAUCGCCGGUCUCAAAUCGAACAAACUCAAACCCUUUUGGCUCUCGAUCACCGAAAAAGACACUCUGCCCAUCCUCAACUUCCUAUCGGCAGCCCUACUGUCAGCAGAGUAUGAACGAGCCCUUAGCCGAGCUCUCGCGAUGGCCGAGUGUCCAGUGGUACCCUUUUUCGGAGCAUUUUUACGAGAACUCAGAGAAAUAUUGUCCAGCAAUACACCGGAACCCGGAAUGCCUACAGGGAAACCACCCAAAGGACAUAGUCGAGCUGAACAGGCCCAACAAAGACAAGUGUUCAUAUCGGACUAUAACGGAGAGGACCAUCAUUUUACGAAAAUCGGCCCGGGCGGUUUGAUAAAUCUGGAAAAGAUUUACAGAACUCAGGCGGUUAUGGACCACAUUUCAUUAUGCCACCAGCACUACCAUAGCAGAAAUCGCCUCAGUCCAACUAUAAGCCUUAUGGAUUAUUUAAAAUCAUCAACUCCAAAUGAACCCAGAGUACUAUCAGCAACUCCAUCCCAAAACUCCGAAUCAGACAGCGAGUACGACAUUGACGUGGACGAUUAUCAUCCAGUUCAACCUUUAGUGCACGACCACGGAGUCAGUUUCGUUUGCCUAUCAUCACCGCACACAAAAAUCGAUCAACAUGUUAUGCAAAUCCUCCAUCACGGCAGCACAGUAGUACUUUGGGAAGGCCAAGAAAACCAAACGCCAUCUACAAUCAAAGGAACCUUCUUCUAUUUGCGCUUGGAUCGUUCUUCUACGGUACUAACUUGGGUACGACCGAGUUGGUCCGCAUUGAAAGCCGGCAACACCAACGACAGCGAUCCGUUCUCGCAAGAUUUCAAUUUGAGUUUCAAUCCCGAAGACACUUUGGCACCGGGAUUACUGACCAAAUUGGCGUUGCAGUGCAGUGGUGAACAGAGUACCAUGACUACUUUGGACGAUGGGUUUUUGGAUUUGAUGUCAAUAAAAGAAGUCCAUUUGGGCGGUAGAGAUUUGGAUAAGGAUAGUGAGCUGGCCGCAGUUGCCAGACGUUACGGUUUGAAUCACGAACCGGGAAACGAAUGCGCUUUUACUAUUUUGCACGGAAAUGGCCUUAGUGAUAAUAGACUGCUAUAUGUUGUUUGUCCUCCUGCUGAAUGCAGGGUUUGGUACAGCGGAUUGUACUGGUUAAUCCGUGGUAUAUCUAGGCUUAAUUCUCUCUGUGAUAAACGAUUGCUAUGGUUAAGGGAACAAUAUUUGCAGCUGUACCACGAAGACGGGUACUGUUGCGGACCUUUGGCUGCUGAUGCCAUUCGGUCAUUUGGAGGUAGAGACUGGUCGCUUGCAGGAACCAAACCCGGCAGCAACCAAUCAGGCGAAACGUCCGGAUUAAGACGAGAAGUUUCAAUGAAGAUUAAAAAGAAGCAGAUUUUAAGUAAUCAGACUUUUAAAGUUAGUAAAGACAAAAGCUUAAAAUCAUCAUUUAUUGAGCCAGCAACUAUGUGUAUGGAAAGUAGCUAUUGGCGUAAUCCAACUUAUCACAGGCAAUCUACUCCAACAACUUUCGGUGCUGAACACCAGCCAGAUGUCGCUAGGCAUCAUAGUUUAGGUCAGUUGGCUUACGUGUCUUCUAGUCAACCGAAAUUUGACAGGGACAGACAUGGGUCCACUGAACAUUUAUGGCACGGUAGGCAUCCGCGAGUCGGCUCAAUUUUGUAUGAUACUCAGCUAGAUUUUGUAGAUUUUGUAACGUUAUUUCGAUCUUUUAGUUUACUUAUUCGAAAAGAUCUCAGAGAUUUAUUCGAGCAAUUAGCAAUAUCGUAUAGAAGUAUGGCUGUGAAUACUACUAAGAUAAACGGAGUAAAAUCGAAAUCAUCCGAUCACCAUUCAAGAAAACCCACUAAAUUUGGCAUUUUAACAAGAAACAGCAGACAGGAACUGGACGGUCAAGUAGUCAACACUCAAAAGAAAGUUUUCGAUGCUAUCGCAGCGGCCAGUAUUUUCACUAAUUGCGCAGGCAUCGAUACCAAUAACUCUCAAGUUAUAACUUUAUCUACAUUCACCAAAUUUCUAGAGACUAGACAAAUGGAAAUAAGAACUGAAGAGGAAGUUAAAGAUUUGAUCGAUAGGCACGAACCAGAUGCAUCUCUGCGCUCCCAACAUUGUCUUUCGUUCGAAGGUUUCGCCAGAUACCUAAUGGACAAAGACAAUUUCGCGUUUGUCCGAGAAUGCGAAGUGCCUAACGAAGAAGAAAUGAAACGUCCCUUAUCCACCUAUUACAUAUCCUCUUCGCACAACACUUACCUAACCGGCCAUCAGCUCAAAGGCGAAUCCUCUAUAGAACUUUACAGUCAAGUGCUUUUGUCCGGCUGCCGAUGUGUAGAACUCGACUGCUGGGACGGCGAGGACGGUUAUCCUAUGAUUUAUCACGGGCACACUUUUACCACGAAAAUUUCCUUUACGUCAGUUGUAGAGACGAUACAUAAAAAUGCUUUUGUUACUUCACCUUAUCCGGUGAUACUUUCUAUUGAGAAUCAUUGUUCUUUGCCGCAACAAGCUAGGAUGGCUCAUAUUUUUCAGCGAAUUUUCGGUGAUCGUCUAGUGACAAACUUCCUCUUCGAAAGCGACUACAGCGACGAACCCUACCUACCAUCCCCCGAACAACUAAAAAACCGCAUUUUAAUCAAAAACAAAAAACUCUCCAUCGAAAUUCCAGCCCCUUUCAGCACAAUAUCGACUCCGAUCAGACCGAGUAGCGGAUUGCGACACUCGGUACCAGGCAGAACAAGUUCGAUCAUCAGCAAUGCGAGUUCGAGCUCGUUCAAUGACGAUUUCAGUGAUGACGAUUACGACGACGAAGACGAUGAGGAUAAUAUCGACGAGAAAACUAUGCACGCCAUAUUGGCUCCGAAUGAAUCUCCGAGGCCUUACAGUUCACACGCGGUGUCGAAAACUAGUUCUACUAAGCGAUCGUUGCCUACGGAUGAUAAAUUGAGGAAGAAGGGCAGUCAGAUAUCCAAGGAGCUUUCGGAUUUGGUUGUUUAUGUUCAAGCUAUCAAAUUCCGAGGUCUGAAUAACAUAUCGCCGAGCAGUUCGGUAAAACAGAGACCAAAAACAUGCGUAUCAAUAUCCGGUAGCUCAAUCGUCACUACCGGAAGUAGUUCAGCUUCAAACAUAUCAACUUCCGGUAUCGGAACCGAAUCGGACAGCACCCUAUACGAAAACGAGGAAAAGAAACCUCAAAGACCAAACAUCAACUAUCCGUGUUAUCAAUGCUCGUCAAUCAACGAGAACACGGCCAAAAAACUCUGUAGAAAACAACCUUUGGCGCUGGUGGCUCACACGCAGACGCAACUGAUGCGCACUUAUCCGGCCCCGAUGCGCAUAGACUCUAGCAAUUUUAAUCCUGUGAUAUUUUGGUCUUUCGGCAUACAAAUGUCGGCGUUGAAUUAUCAAACCGAAGAUACCGCUUUGCAGUUGAACAACGCCUUAUUUGAAACAAAUGGAAAGUGCGGCUAUGUUACUAAACCAAGAGUGAUGUGGGAUAAGAGUCACGUGAUGUAUAGGAGAUUCAAUCCUUGGGAUAAACAGUUUGAUGGUAUUCAUUCGUCUCAGUUUGUUAUCAGCGUACUUUCUGGACAAUAUGUUUGUCAGAGCAAUGUUACAGUUAAUGUUUAUGUUGAAGUGGAAAUUAUUGGUAUUCAAGUGGAUUGUGCCAAGCAAAGAACCAAAAUUGUACAUAAAAACGCCUUGAAUCCCAUUUGGAAUGAAACUUUCCACUUUCGCGUAAUGUUUCAAGAUUUAGCCUUCCUAAGAUUUUCAGUUAUGGAUUCUACAAACAAUCAUUUACUCUCUCAAAGGAUUGUGCCGUUGCGUUGCCUUAAGCCUGGAUAUAGACAUUUAAGAUUGAAAAGUCCCCAAAACAAAAACCUAAACAUGUCAACUCUUUUUAUUUAUUCAAGAGUAGAAGAAGAAAGUUUGGAAAAUACUGAAAACAGAGAGGAUACUCAAACUGAAAGUGACUCCAAAGAAUCGGAUAGUUUUGUUGCUACAGCUGGCACCCCAAUUUGUGUCAAAAGAAAGAUGUUUUUCCUGAUGGUCUACGGUGUCAUCCCAGAAGAACCUUCUACAAUACUCAAAAUCACUCAAGAAUCUUCUACACAAGAUGUUUUACUGCUUUGCCUACAAAAAGCUAACAUUCCGAUUGAGAAAGUAAACGAUUACAUUUUAGUAGAGGAAGUGGCUAGAGGUUGGGAAAAAAAAGAUCACAACUUACCAGCAACUCAAAGAAUUUUGGAUUUGCACGAGAGACCUUUGCAAGCGCAAAGUCAAUGGAAGGGCGAGGGCAAGUUUAUAUUGAAAAGGAUGGGAAAUGAUCCUAGUAGUAGAGCAUGGUUAACAUCUAUAAGAAGCGUAGCUAAUAGAGCUAGAGAAGCUAGGAAAUCAGAAGGCGCUCCUAGUAAUGCCUGGGAGGAAAAUGACACGUUUUUAGUUUGCAUUUAUAACGUUUCGCCUGAAAUUCCUUACGCCAUCCUCAAGGUUCCUCUCAACGCAUGUGCCCAACACGUUUUAGCCCAAGCGCUGCUCAAAGCGCGCAGGUUAGAAGACCCGAUGAACUUCGUCAUCGUCGAAGAGCUGGAGUGGGGCGGUGCUGCGCACAACAUCCAACAGCGUGCUUUAAGUGAUUACGAAAAUGUUUAUACUGCGCAGUCCUCGUGGCAAACAAUAGGGCGAUUUAUUUUACAGGAAAGGGCAAACGCAACUCCUACUGCCUUGAGGAAAAAUAAAAUCACUUCUAGUUUAAGGCUAGCCACUCUGGAAAGGAUUAGUAGAGGGUUGAGUGUAGCUAGAAACGUAGCCAGUAACAGUAUUAAAGUGCCAGUACAGGUGGCAUUGAGUGACCCCACAGCUACCAAACAGGUCAAAGGUUUGCCUCCGACCCGUUCUAAACUAAACUCGGAACAGAACGCAUCGAGCAGCUCGAAAAAGUCCAGAGAAAUCCAUUCCGAGGGUGAAACAUUGUCCGACGACGAUCAGAACAGGGACGGCGAAAUGUUGUCUGCAGUUUCCAGAUUGAAAAAAGUUUCCAUGAGAAAGUUCAAAGAAUGGAAGUCUUGACUAAGCGCUGAUUAGAUUUAAUUUGUUAAUUUGUUCCUCGAAAAUUUUGUUCUAGAACCAAACUAUUUUCAGUUAAAAAGCUUUAAAAUUCAAACCCCAAAAAAUAUUCGUUAACCGAUUAGUUAAGUUUGUACGUUACCUAUAAAUAUUUAUAUGUAUAAAAUAUAGAGAUACCUAAUAACUUAUUUGAAAUAAAAUAUAUAAUAGGGACUAUUGAAAUAAUUCGCACUUUAUAAUAUAUUGUAUUUUUGAUUAAUAAGGCGUUAAUUGAUAAUUAUGCGGGGCAUUUAAAAAAAAUAUAUAUAUAACGCCGGACGUGAAUGUAGCUGUUUUUAAAGAGUUCAACAUAAAAUUAGAAACAAUUUAUCAUUAAGAAAAAUAAAUAGAGUGUAAGUUUUUAUCCUAUCACCAUAUCUUUAUUGGAGUUUUAAGUGGCGAAACUAUAUAUUUUUGUCAUCAAAAUGAUUAUUGUCAUCGUAAUAGUGAUUUCGAUUAUUUCCUUCCUCUUAUUCUAUAGCUUUAUAUACUUACCUACAAACAAAAAAAAGAAGAGUAUAUAAUAAUUUUUAUGAUUGUAAUAUAUUGCUAUAUUAUAAAGUCUCCACUAUUAUAUACUUCAGU
Molecule: messenger RNA, 6508 nt
Organism: Ceutorhynchus assimilis (cabbage seed weevil)
Lineage: Eukaryota; Metazoa; Arthropoda; Insecta; Coleoptera; Curculionidae
Source: the annotation of a GenBank genome assembly